CCCCGGCCAUGGCGGAGGAAGAGCUGGAGGCGCUGAGCAAGCCAAGCUGCAGACCAUGCACGGGGGAUCCCAGAGAUGCAGCCCAGCGGGAAGUGAAGCACAGGAAAACAGGAAUGAGAAACAACAUGUUAGCCCAAGUUUUGGAUCAGUUAGCCCGGGCCCAGUUAAGUAAUUUAGCACUUGUAAAACCCAAUAAAUCUAAAGCUGUAGAGAUUUACCUCAUACAGAUGGCAAGAUAUGAACAGCUAAGUGGGAAGAUUUCAGAACAAGGUUUAAUAGAAACUCUUGAAAAAGUUAGUCAACAAACAGAAAAGAAAACAACAUUAAAUUCAACAGAAGAAAAGUAAUGGACUCUGAUGAAGAUGACGAUGACUAUUGAACUUAAAAUGUUUAGAGACUGAACCUUAAUGGAGCAAUUUUAGGACAGA
Molecule: messenger RNA, 428 nt
Organism: Sorex araneus (European shrew)
Lineage: Eukaryota; Metazoa; Chordata; Mammalia; Eulipotyphla; Soricidae
Product: programmed cell death protein 5-like
Exons: 1
Coding region: 9-347 (112 amino acids)
Cellular component (GO): cytosol; nucleus
Molecular function (GO): DNA binding
Source: RefSeq, a predicted model, not a curated record